Messenger RNA from Suhomyces tanzawaensis NRRL Y-17324, 3945 nucleotides. It is a transcript of the gene VPS8, whose product is annotated as CORVET complex membrane-binding subunit. The coding region runs from base 1 to 3945 and encodes 1314 amino acids. The transcript has 2 exons. Lineage: Eukaryota; Fungi; Ascomycota; Pichiomycetes; Serinales; Debaryomycetaceae. The record is from RefSeq and is a predicted model, not a curated record. Gene Ontology annotation, cellular component: late endosome; HOPS complex. Gene Ontology annotation, molecular function: protein binding. Gene Ontology annotation, biological process: protein targeting to vacuole; endosomal vesicle fusion.
AUGGAAUCGUUGUUCGAUAUCCCCAGUCGUGCUGUAAUGUCGCCAUCCGCCAGCAUAGAGUCGGGUCCCGAUUGGUCCUCCAGAUCCUCCACACCUAUCCGCAAACAUCGAUUCGACGAAAGAAGCCAGACGCUCAUCAGUCUGCAAUUGAAGGCACAUUCCGUGGAAUACGAGGACAUUAUUUCCAAUGUGACGUUGCCAGCGGCCACCACUGGCGAUCUGGCCAGCGAGAUCCUCAAAUGGUCCGAAACAUCCACCAUAAAUCGCAUCAUCAACUCGCUGGAGUUCACCAGCCUCCACGGACUCCCUGUCUACAUGGAAACAUCGUCGCUCUACCUCGCAGUUGGUACCUCUUCGGGACAGGUGGUAGGGUUCUCGUACGACCAAAAGAUCCAGUUUGUACUCGAGGGCAACGAUGUGUCUGUGAGCAGCAUCAGUUUCACAGCCGACUCCACGUUUUUGGCUGCUGGCUCCGCCAACGGAGAAAUCAGGUUGUGGGAUCUUGGUUCCGUCAUCUCUCCAACGGUGGCAGUUCCACCCUACUACACCAUCGUCCCUAUCACCCUACAGGAAAGAUUCACCCAGAACGCACAGGGCCAUCUUAGUGGAUCCCCCAUCACCAAGCUUACAUUCAUAGGAAACCUGACUUCCAAGAUCGUUUCUGUGGAUAUUUCGGGCUUGGUGUUCUACCAUUCAGGAAUCAAGAAAUUGAUGAAGAAGGUGAUAAUCACCAGAAAGUUGUUGGGCAAAAACGAUGCCAACGUGGAUGAUCCCAAAUUCAUAGUGCACGGGUGUGAGAUAUUGCCAAUUGGCUCCUCAAAUCAGAUCACCGACGACUUGGGAGUCUUAGCUAUAACUACAGAAAACCUCUUGUUGAUCGUCUCCCUUUUGUCCUUGAACAACUCCAAAAAUAUCAACUUGAUUACCCACUUCAAAUUGGGCAAGUCCAAGCAUGUAACCGACCUGGACAACCCGUUGAUCAAUUUGAACUGGUACCCCUGUAUGGCUAAAAGUGGGGGAGGUGUGGAAAAUGCCAAGCUAGCAUAUUCCUGGAACAAUCUCUUGACUGUUGUGGAACUAAAAAAUGAUAUGUUGCCAUCAAACUUGACAGCAAUUAUAGACGAUCUCAAAGAUAAAGAUAAGGGAAUUCCUAAAAUUCCAAUAGAAACCACUUGCCGAUGGGUUACAUCUAGCAAAAAAGAAAAAAUAGUCAUGACGAAAUGGAUAACAUCAACUCUCAUUUUUGUGUUCAUCAAAAAGGACGAAGAUUCAACGAUAAAGUUGAAAGUUCUCUACUAUUCAAAAGAAAAGUCAUACGACAAUUCCAUUAAAUGUAUAAAGCAGAGGUUAGUAGUGAUGUUAGGUGAAACCCCCAGUCAGAUUUAUAUUGGAAAGCUAUUAAAUUGGGCGGAUAUCUUGGUUGGAUUUCUUUCUCAAGGAGAUUACUCAAAAGCAUUGUUGACUGUUCAUGAGUUUUAUGAUUCAAAGAGCGUGGGUAGACUAGUUUUAAUUGGAUUGCCAGAAGAUCCGCAGGUUAGAUCAAAACUUGUAACACCUUAUCUAUUCCAAAUUAUGAAUGAGUCUGUUAUUCCAAUUUUCACCAAAGAAAAUACACCUAGUUCCUACCUUAAAUUAUAUUUGCAUUUAAUUUCCUUAUUGUUCCAAAAGAAAAGUCAAGAGGAUAUCCUUGGAAAUAUUCUCAAUGAGAUUUUCGAGAAUUAUUCAGAUCAGUCCGAAUUCUUUUCAAUCAUUGAACCCUACAUUUUAACAAACCAGAUCUCAACCUUAUCUCCAACUAUCUUAAACCAUUUGGUUAAGCAUUAUAUCGAGAUCGAUAAAGGGCUCCUAUUGACUGAAAUACUAUGCAUUUUGGAUACCAGAAUGUUGAAUAUUGAUAUGACAAUCGGACUUUGUACCAAGUACAAUCUUCGUGAAUGUUCUAUUUACAUCUGGAACUAUAUUUUACACGAUUAUCAAACUCCAUUGGUUGAAUUCAUAAAAGAUUUUCAAGAACCGGCUUUCUUGAACCAAGAGAAUGAAUACUUAAAGGCCUAUUCAUACAUGUCCUUGAUUUUAACAGGGAGACAAUAUCCUAUAGAUAGAUUCAUCGCUGGAGAGGAUGAAUCAAAUGCAAAGAAUGGUAUAUGUCAAAUAUUAUUUAACACCUCAUACGUGAAUUGGCCAAAGGGAAGUGCUUCAUUACUUGAGGUAGGCAAUGAUCUGACUAUAUUUCCUUAUUUGUAUUUAUUCCUAAAGACAGACUCUUUUGAGAUGUUAUCAACCCUAAACGAAUUUUUCGAGGAUCCUAGUCUUAAUGAAGGUAUAGAUAUAUUUGGGAGUGGUAGACUCAUUACCAGGCAGUACAUCAUUGAAGCAUUACUAGACAUAUACGAUGUUGAUGAAUUCACAACGUUAGAUCAUUGUCAAUUAUCGAUUUUUAUUGGGAGAAAUUACUCAAAAUACUCACAAUUUAUUCGUCUUUCAGAAUCAGUGCUCAAUCAGGUGGUCAAUUCAUUGUGCGAUAAUUCUACCGAAACAAACAAGAUUGACUGUGAACUUGCAUUACAGAGUUUGCUUCCAUAUUAUGAACCAUAUAAUGAUGAGUUUUUGUUGGAAAAACUCCGCUUUGCUCAAUACUAUAAUGUAUUGAUCGAUAUAUAUAGUUCACAAGGUAAAUUUGGACAGGUUUUGGAAGUAUGGUUGAAAAAAAGUGAUGAGGAUAGUAUUGAUUCUUUGGCAAACAUUUUGGAAAAAUCCUUUCAAAUGACUAAGAACCCUCUGGAUAGAUUGACCUUGGUAAAGGUCAUUAAAAAGAAUUAUGAACAAUUGGCUAGAUAUGGCUUGGAGAAUUUGAUUAAUUUAAUGAAUCAAUACAAUCCAAAAUUGAAUCUUGAGGUGUUACACUUCACGGAUAAGCAGCUAGCCUUAAAAUAUUUGAGGUACUUUUUUCAAAAGCUGGAGGCCCAAGAAAUCAAGAGAGAAGUGAUAGCAAAUUAUAUCAGUCUAUUAAGUGAAUUUGAAGCGGACAAAGUAUUUGACGAGGUCGAAAAAUGGUUAAGCCGAAACGAUAUCGGUGAGAUUGAAGCGGAAAUUGUGCCUAUUCUCCAGAAACAUGAACAAAUUGAAUCUUUGGCGCUAAUAAAAAUUGCGAGAGAGCAAUAUGAGCAAGGUCUUAGAUUAAUUCUUGAUUUCAUGAUUGUAAAUGUGGCAAAGCUCGAUGACGAUAAAAAAUUGAUUCAAAAGUAUGACAAGUUAUUGAAAAGGGCAAUGAUCAUUUGCGAAGAUCCAGGAACAUUUCAGGAUUAUGACAAGGAGCUCAAUUUAAAUGAGAAAUUGUGGCUAGAUAUUAUCAGCAGCUUGAUAUCAAUGGCGAGCGCUAGUACAGGGGGAAUACACCAAUUCUUGAAUCAAUGUAUUCAUACUUGUUUCAGAACUAUUAGUGAUACCAAGCUUAAACCAGGAGAUAAACACGAGGACUCAUUUCUUCGUAUUUUCCAUCGUAUUCUAAACCUAGAGGAAGAAUCAGGAGAGAACUCGGAAGCCACCACCAUAGCAACUUUGGCAAAUAUUCGGGAUAUACUUCAGGAGGUGUUUGUGUCGUACUCGUAUGAAGGAGAAAUGUUAGAUAUUUCUCUUCGAAUGCUCAACAAGGACAUUUCAAAGAGCAUGAGUAUUAUUCAGGCAGAACACGUCAAAGGUUGGGUCCCUGCCAAAGAUUGUUCCGCUUGUGGCAAGCCGUUGUGGGGGCCACUUAUAUCCGCGGUCCAUCACGAAGCCUGGCUGCGUCGUCAAGAGCACGAACUCCACUUAGCAGGCUCAACUCGAGCUAGACCCAUGCCCGAGAUGGAAGGAAAAAUUGUAUUGUUCAGGUGUGGCCAUGGCUAUCAUUGGGAAUGCAUGGGCUGGAAGGAUAUGGAAUGUGUAAUCUGCUCUGGCGUACACUGA